Messenger RNA from Ceratosolen solmsi marchali, 1151 nucleotides. RefSeq names its product UPF0553 protein C9orf64 homolog. The transcript has 7 exons. NCBI's taxonomy places the organism in Eukaryota, Metazoa, Arthropoda, Insecta, Hymenoptera, Agaonidae. The coding region runs from base 109 to 1134 and encodes 341 amino acids. The record is from RefSeq and is a predicted model, not a curated record.
UAGUAAAGAUAAUUCGAACUAUUAUUUUAACCAUCCAACUCAUUUUCUUUCUCAUCGUAGCUGUAUUUUUAAGCUUUUAGAGUUUAAAGGUAUUUUUUUGCUAUUGCAAUGAAUUCCGAAUGUAAUUUCCUUAUGCCUAGAGAAUCUGGAAAAUUCAUAGCAGAAUCAGCAACACACGUUAUUCUUAAAAAUGCUGAAAUUAAAAAAUUUGCAGGCAUAAUAUUAGAAAAUUUUAAAUGUCAAGAAUCAAGUGUUAAUUCCUGUGAACACAGUAAUUUCCUUGAUAAAAACGAUCCGAAAGUAGCUGAUUUAAUAUUGUUUAUAGACACGUUAAAUUUUUGUUUCUGGAAUGAUGCAAAUAAUUUAAAAUGGAAAGUUAAUGGAGAAACAGGAUAUUUUGCUCUAUGUGCUGCAAUAAAAAGAGCUCUCAAGGCAGGAAUUCCAAUCACCGAUGCUAUAUUUCUUUCAAAAAUUACACACGAUGAGCUUCAAAAAAUUUUGCAAGGUGAUCAAGAUAGUGGUGAAAUUCCUCUUUUACACGAGCGAGUACAAAAUCUAAACGAAGUCGGUCAAGUUCUUAUUAAAAAAUAUAAUGGAACAUUUGUCGAAUGUAUAAAGUCUUGUAAUAACUCAGCUGAAAAAUUACUGAAGCUUAUUGUUCAUAAUUUUAAAUGUUUUCGCGAUGAAGCAAAUUAUAAAAAUUAUCAAGUCUCUUUUUAUAAAAGAGCUCAGAUUUUAGUUGCAGACAUAUGGUCAUGUUGUCAAGGAGAAGGCCUUGGUGCAUUCAACGAUAUUGACUAUAUCACAAUGUUUCCAGAUUACAGAGUUCCACAAGUGCUUAUUUAUUUUGGUGUAAUGCAAUAUAAUAAUGAGCUACUAAAUAAAUUACAAUCUGGUGUGACUUUAGAACAGAGAUCCGUUGAAGAAAUAGAAAUCCGGGGUUGCUCAAUUGCAGCAGUUGAACGAAUCAUAGACGAAAUUAAAAUUUUAAAACGUGAAAAUCCAACAUUAUAUUUAGAUAAAUUACAAUAUAACUCAAUAUAUAUUGAUUACUUUCUUUGGGAAUAUAGGAGAAAGCAUGCAGAGAAAUUAAAAGAUAUACCUUAUCAUAAAGUUAGGACAAUAUUUUAUUAAAUACUUUAAUUCACGUA